ACUCACACACACACACACACACACAUAAAAAAAAAUUAAAAAAAAUAACACUAAAUCAAGGCAACGUUCUGGUUGCAUAGAGAAAGGCAAGUGAUUUUAUUUAGAGGUCUGUGUUAUCAGAUAUAUUUAUUCCCCAGCUGUGUGUGACACUUUGCUGAAUUGCCUACAAUGCAGUCAGUUGCUGUUUAGAUGAUGACCCAAACCUCAACGAUGGUUGUACAAAGUGUAAAAUGGAUGAUAGCUUUGAUUGUGACUGUGGUGAGCUCGAGCCACCUGAUCAUUAGCGGGAGACAUCUUUAGAACUAGAAAAGCUGCCACAAGUUCUCAUUGCUUGACCCGACAAAAAGGAAAAAAUAAGUGUUCUUCAGCACUAUAGAAUGACGCUGCUCAGGACCAGUCUUACACUGAAUGUAUCUGCACUAUGAGGAGGAUGUCAAUAGAGGUUUAUUACGCAUAUAUGUAUUCUCACACACCCUGUUAAAUGUUAGCCUGUUUACAGCUGUAGUUUGGAUGCAUCUGUCUGUCAAAGUUAUUCCGUUGCAAUCAAACUUUAGUUUUGAUUUUUAAUGUCUGCAGGGAUGUCCUUUUUUGAAUUAGAAAUUUAACAUUUGCUAGUACAAGUACAUCUGAGAUCAGAAUUUCUAGUCUGUGAGCUGUUCACUCCUCCCAAAAGGAGGGAUUCGAACUGGGAGAGAGUUGUCUUGCUUCACCUAGUCUAGAUGGAGAACAAAUUUCAAAGAGAAAACACCUUGAGGUUAAGAAAAGGUUUAAGUUGUAUUGCUUUUUCAGGAAGCUCUUUGCUGUAGAAGCUGAUUUUUGAAAUAGUCAUUAGUUCUGACCUAGGAUUGCGAGUCUUGAUAGAAAAGGAAAGUUUGAGGGUUAUAAACAUGGCAGAAAAGUUUGAAAGUUUAAUGAACAUUCAUGGUUUUGAUUUGGGUGCUCGGUAUAUGGACUUGAAGCCACUCGGGUAUGGAGGCAAUGGUCUGGUUUUCUCUGCUGUGGACAAUGACUGUGACAAGCGAGUGGCUGUCAAGAAAAUUGUCCUGAGUGACCCCCAGAGUGUCAAACAUGCCUUACGGGAGAUCAAAAUCAUCCGACGACUUGACAAUGAUAACAUAGUGAAAGUUUUUGAGAUUUUGGGUCCAAGUGGUAUACCGAUGUCUGAUGAUGUGGGUUCCAUCCCAGAACUGAAUUCAGUAUACAUUGUUCAGGAGUACAUGGAGACGGAUCUAGCAAAGUUGUUGGAACAGGGCCAAUUCUCAGAAGAGCAUGCUAGGCUCUUCAUGUACCAGCUGCUUCGUGGGCUAAAAUACAUCCAUUCGGCUAAUGUGCUGCACAGAGAUCUCAAACCAGCUAAUCUCUUCAUUAACACUGAGGAUUUGGUGUUGAAAAUAGGGGAUUUUGGUCUGGCACGCAUCAUGGAUCCCCAUUACUCUCACAAAGGCCAUCUAUCUGAGGGCUUGGUCACAAAGUGGUACAGAUCUCCACGCCUCCUUCUCUCUCCCAACAACUACACCAAAGCCAUUGACAUGUGGGCUGCUGGCUGUAUCUUUGCAGAAAUGCUGACUGGAAAAACACUUUUUGCAGGUGCUCAUGAGCUGGAGCAGAUGCAGUUGAUUCUCAAUACUAUCCCUGUUGUCCACGAAGAAGAUCGACAGGAGCUCUUGCACGUGAUCCCAGUUUACAUAAAAAGCGACAUGACUGAGCCACACAAUCCAUUGCCAGAACUACUUCCUGGCAUCGGACCUGAAGCAUUAGAUUUUCUGGAACAAAUUUUGACCUUCAAUCCAAUGGACAGACUGACAGCAGAGGAAGCCUUGGCACAUCCAUAUAUGAGUAUUUAUUCCUUCCCGAUGGAUGAACCCAAGUCCGCUCACCCCUUUCACAUUGAGGAUGAGGUUGAUGACAUGUUGCUUAUGGAUGAGAGUCACAGCCACAUUUACAAUUGGGACAGAUAUCAUGAAAGUGAAUUGUCAGACCAUGAUUGGACUUUGCAUGGUAAUUUUGAGGCAGAUGAUGUUCAGCGUGACCCGCGAGCAAUGUCUGACAUGACCGAGGAAGAGGAGGUGCAAGUGGACCCUCGCAAGUAUAUGGACGGAGACCGUGAGAAGUAUUUGGAGGAUCCUGCCUUUGACUUGAACUUUUCCACUGAACAUUCUUGGCCACAUCCAGAUCACCAUGAAAACAAAUACUGUGAUCUGGAAUGCGGGCAAACCUGUAACUAUAAAGUUGGGUCCCCAUCCUACUUGGAUAACUUAGUAUGGAGGGAAACUGAAGUCAAUCAUUACUAUGAGCCCAAGCUUAUUAUUGACCUAUCUAACUGGAAAGAACAGAUCAAAGAGAAGCCAGAUAAAAAGAGCAAGACAAAGUGUGAACGGAAUGGAUUGGUGAAAGCACAGUUAGCUCUAGUGGAGGCAUCGCAGCAGAUAGUUGAGAAGGACAAGGAGAAGGAUCAUAGCUUUGACUUUGAUUCUUUCAUUGCAGGCACCAUCAAGCUUAGCUUGCAGCCAGAGUCUCCUGAUGUAGACAAGCUCAAUGACUUGAACAGCUCAGUGUCUCAGUUGGACCUGAAAACUUCAAUGUCUAACUGCAAGUCUGUCAGUCAGGAGAAAGAGGAGAAGGGGAUUGCUAAUUUGGCGCAGCUAGAGUGCCGGAGCCAGAAUCCAUGGGAAAGUCAAAUUGGAAACGGAGGAAGUGCUGGCGUGGAUGAGAGCUGUAUAAUCAAUCUAGAAGAAGAGGUUUGUUGGGACACAAGGAAGGAUGAACAGCUAGAGAAAGAAAACACAUUCACUAGUUACUUAGACAAGUUUUUCAGCAAAAAAGAGGACCCUGAAAUGGCAGAAUCUGAGCCAGUAGAUGAGAGGAAGCAGGCGGAUCGAGCCAGCGAAGAGAAUGCGAAAGCGAGCAAUAGAAAUGGAGAAAUCCCGUUUAGCAAACAGUUAGAAUCUAUAGGUAUUCCUCAGUUUGACAACCCUGUCGGUUCACCCCUGAAAUCUAGAGCAAUUCAGGCUACAUUAGCACCACCUGCUGCAAAAUUGUCUCCUCAGAUUCCUCAUAAAGCCUAUAGUAACAUCUUGAAACAUCUGAACUGAAUACACCACUCGGCAGACAUUUGUUUUGUAUCAUAUGUGCAUUUGUCUCGUUCUUUCCAGUCUUGAAAAACGUUUUAUUUUUAAACUUGAAUCACUUGUAGUUUCAGCCCGUGCUCCAUUGGUUUGAAUCGGUUUACGAUUUUUAUGUGUCUCUUUAUUUUUUUUUUGAACAUUACAUUUUAAAAAAAACGUUUUUUGUAAACUUCUACGUCAUUUGCACACGGUUUGAAAGAAAUAAUGUACAUUGCAAAAAAAAAACUAAUGCAGAAAAUAGUGACGGCGGAAAGGUGGUGAUAAAAUGCACUAAGCCAACUGGACACGUUUCAUUUGUGAAACAAAAUGGCUGGCAAGCACAGCCAGCUUGUUUUGCAGAUGGAAUGGUUCCUACAUUGGCAAACACACAGUUGGAAUAUACAUGCAUGAGAUGUCUUUUUUUUAUAUAUAUAAAUUCAUUUAAAGACAAUUUGAAAUGGUUCGAAUCUUAAGCAGUGAAGUAUUUGUUUUCCCCAAGCAGUAUAUAUAUUAGAAAUUUUCUUUGCUUCGAUGUUUCUUAAAACAUGUGAUGCCAGCAAAAAAAAAACCAGCAAAUGAAUGCAGAUCGUGGUACGCAUGUGUUAUCUACCUCAAGGUAACGGCAAUGAGUGGCUGUCCUUGAGCCGCCCAUAGUGCUUCACAGCAUGCACGUGAACUUAUCCAGCAUCACUGUGCUAGCAGUUAUUCCUGUUUGAAAAAACAGUCCGUACUUGUAUAACUUUCUGGUAUGCAUUUUUCCAUAGUAAAAGUGUCCACCUCCAUUAUUUAUUUUAGCAGAUGUAAGAUUUUCUCUGUAUUUAUUUUUAAUUUUAUAGUUUCAAUGUGACUUUAAAAUAAAUUUUGAGGCAUUUUGAAGCUAACUAUGUGUUUAGCACUAUGGUUAGUCGCGUGUGUGUGUGUGUUUAAAAAAAACAAAUAAAAUGAAAACUCCACUCGUCCUAGAGCUUUUCACACUUUUUUUUUUUGCCCCACUUAGAAUUGGUUUAUUUUGAAGAGCAUUCACUAUGUAUAGGAAUUGAUGCAUUUUAGUGGUGCUUGACUUUCCAUCGAAAUGAAACCUGAUUUUAGAAUCCACUCCAAAAAGGCAAAUUUAGAAAUACUCCCAAGAAGUCUUAAAUUCUGUUUCAUUUGUUGAAACCUCACGAUGCUAGAAUUCUCUGCAUGGAAAUAAUUGAGUUACAAACAUUACUGUAAAAAUUAAAGCUGUAG
Callorhinchus milii (elephant shark) is the source of this 4334-nucleotide messenger RNA. It is a transcript of the gene mapk6, whose product is annotated as mitogen-activated protein kinase 6. NCBI's taxonomy places the organism in Eukaryota, Metazoa, Chordata, Chondrichthyes, Chimaeriformes, Callorhinchidae. Gene Ontology annotation, biological process: protein phosphorylation; cell surface receptor signaling pathway; intracellular signal transduction. Gene Ontology annotation, cellular component: nucleus; cytoplasm. The record is from RefSeq and is a predicted model, not a curated record. The transcript is spliced from 6 exons. Gene Ontology annotation, molecular function: MAP kinase activity; ATP binding. The coding region runs from base 888 to 3092 and encodes 734 amino acids.